UUCUUGAACCGCAGACAGGGACAUGCUGCAAUUGGCUCAUGGCACAUACAUGCUUCGGCAUGCCAAAGCUUGUUGCUAUGCGUGCUGCCUGUGCCAUCGAACGUAUCACAGGUGGCUUGAGAGCAGUGGGACAUGCAGAUAGCAAGUCAUGUCAUGCAGCAGAGUGGAUCCGUUCGACGGAUUUCGCUUUGUCACCCAAACGUUACAAAGCACAUGAUGCCUUUCCGCUGCCAAGGCAAGCUGGUUCGUACUUCCAGCGAGUGGAAGCUGGUUUGCGUGUCCAUCGUCCUGCUCGGAAAGACCGGAAUGACAUGGUAAUGAACCCAACUGGGCCUAACGAAACAAGCUUGGUGAUAAAGCCAACGGAGGAAGAAAAGGGCCUUGCUUCUCAGCUUAAAGCAGCGGGCAAUGACAAGAACGGACAGUGGCAAGAAGAGUUUGCCAAGUAUUCUGGGCGAAGUGUGGUGGUGCUUACUGCUGCCAUGCAAGCGGCACUGAAACACAGGGACUAUGAGGAGGGUUUAAAGGCUUAUCAAAAGCUCGAGAUGAGCAAGAUGGAUCUACCUGCGUUUACGAAUUCGAUGAAACUCCUUGGCAAGCUGGGGAAACUCGAUGAAGUCGAAAGGCUUUGGGAACAGCUACUCGAGCUGGGUAGAAUAAACAAAGUUGCAGCUCAAGCUCGCAUUGAUGCGGCGGCAGACAACGGAGACAUGGAAGGAGCUGCCAGAGUUCUCAACUACAUGGACGCAGGAGGCAUUGAGGCAGAUACUUUACACUAUUCAUCAGCCCUCAACGCAUGUGCCAAUGCUGCGACUGCAGCUCGGUCAAAAUCUGCUCAAGAGUUGUUCGAUGCCAUGGUGACGAAGGGGAUCAGGCCGAAUAUUGUGACAUACACCAACUUGCUUCGUGCUCGCCAAGACGAACCCUCUGAAGUUUGUUUGGACAUCCUGAAGGACAUGAAAAACCGGAACGUGAUGGCCAACGCCGUGUUCGCAGAAACCUUUCUCUUCACUCUCUUGCAAUCAACCCAAAAGGGUGGCUGGACCAAGGUCGGCGUCAUCGCUGCGGAUCUGCAGAGACUGCCUCCGGCGGAUCUGCAGGCAGCAAAGCAUUUCAUAGACGAGCUGAGGGAUGCGAAGGUUCAUUUGAGCAGAUCCUGUAAGCUGAUCGAGGCAGCGCUUCAGUCGGUCCAAAGAAAGAAGACAUUCACCCGUGAGGGCGAGGACUUGGAGCAUCGCCGUGAGAACCGUUGGCAGUCGUUGGAGUGAGAAGUGCUAUAGAAGUUUUUUCCCACUGGUGUGAUUUGCUAUGUAAAAAGGGUUGAUUGGUUGUGCGAUUGAGGAGCUCAUCCAGCCCGCCCAACUGCGACUUUGGGUGUUGUUUGCGGAUAAAAUGGGAGUGCUUGGAGGGUGGAGACGAUUCCUGCUCUGGAGGCGAGGCCUUUUUGCACUAGUCACUUGCACAUGUUUGUUUGUGGACCAGGAAUUGGGUGCGGGGGUAACGGCAGGAGCAUGGCUUUGUUUUCAGAGCCCCAUGUACAGACUGACAACAGGCCCGUUGAACCUUCUUUAUUUGCUUGGUCCAACUUGAGACCACAAGCUUUGUCAUCUUCA
This is a messenger RNA of Durusdinium trenchii, 1613 nucleotides long. Lineage: Eukaryota; Dinophyceae; Suessiales; Symbiodiniaceae. The record is from the annotation of a GenBank genome assembly.